AUGAUGAUGAUGAUGAUGAAGGGGCAUCUGAGCUUGACGCUGCUGCUACUCUUGGUCCUCUGCUCCCAGUGUGGAGCAAAGAGCCUGGGGGACGACGACGACAACAAGACACAGGAGGUCAAAACAGCGGUGGUGAAGUGUGCAGACGAUACAGAAAAACGUUGGCAGCAAGAGUUGGAAAAAGCUGUCUCCACCCUCAAGAAUGAACUGGAAGAACAAAGGAAGAGAGAACAAGUGGCGUUUGGAGCAUCACUGGGUCCCCGCGGUGGAUACACUGGUCCUUUUAAUGGUGUUGUUACUCUGGUCUACUCAGUUGUCUUCACCAACGCUGGAGAAGCCUACAAUCCCACAACAGGUAUCUUCACAGCACCCAUGAAAGGGGUCUACUACUUCAGCUUCUCUGGCUAUAACUAUUCCACGAGGGACAUGGGUCUCCUGCUGUGGAAGAAUGCGGUACACAUGGUGAUGGCGCACAACCAUGGGCAGUCAUGGGUGAGCGGAAGCCGAUGGGAGAGCGGCAGCAACAGCAUCACCCUGGUGCUGCAGAAAGGGGAUCAAGUGUACAUGAGGCUCAGAGCAAGCUCAUGGGUGUAUGAUAACAGCAAUCACCACUCCAACUUUAAUGGCCAUUUGCUGUUUCCCUUGCAAACAAGAUGA
Messenger RNA from Engraulis encrasicolus (European anchovy), 657 nucleotides. Its product is annotated as complement C1q-like protein 2. The record is from RefSeq and is a predicted model, not a curated record. The coding region runs from base 1 to 657 and encodes 218 amino acids. Lineage: Eukaryota; Metazoa; Chordata; Actinopteri; Clupeiformes; Engraulidae. The transcript is spliced from 5 exons. Gene Ontology annotation, molecular function: protein binding.